Messenger RNA from Aspergillus pseudotamarii, 3249 nucleotides. It is a transcript of the gene agd3, whose product is annotated as putative extracellular serine-rich protein. Bases 308 to 2683 code for a protein of 791 amino acids. The record is from RefSeq and is a predicted model, not a curated record. Lineage: Eukaryota; Fungi; Ascomycota; Eurotiomycetes; Eurotiales; Aspergillaceae. The transcript is spliced from 2 exons.
GUGAAUACACCAGGUGGUCCUAUAGUGGAGCUUCCUUCAGGGUGAACACAGAAGAUUUGAAAGCUUCUGCAUAGAGCGAUAGGCUCUGAAGCUCCCGACUUCCGCUAUAGAAAAUUGAUGUAUAUAAUGUGAUUGUGCCCGCAUCGACCGACAGGAUUUGUCGAUCAGCAGGCAUUCUCGUGGAUUGGACCCCAACAGGUCCACACUGUCAUUCGUUAUCAUUCGCUCUCAAUCUCUGCAUCUUUUUCUUGUCUGUUUCCACACACACCCCCCCUAGGGUCCAUUCAGGAACCUGGACCAGCUUCCAAUGGUUCUGCCGUGGCUACUCAGAACUGGUUGUUACUUCGGACUUAUAACUUGCGACACUCCCCCAGGUGUUUGGCCUGAAGGUAUCCCAAGUGUGAUUGCUCCUGUGCCUCCCUCACGCACAUCUGGAGUCACGACCAGCUCUCCCGACAUUACUUCGUCGGUCCUGUCGUUAACUUCUUCCCCUCCUGUCACGGGGUCAUCGUCUUUCGUUACUACCACUACUUCUUCUACUUUCGCUUCCUCCACUUCAACCUCUCUACCUUCGUUUACUAGCACACUCGUUUCUGUCAGCACUCCUGUGAGUGCCUCCAGCACAAUGUCUCUAAUUCCUACUCCUUCGUCGAGUAUCAUUCCUUCCGCAACACCUUCCGCUUCGGCCAUUACCAACGGUAACGUCGCGGGUGACAUCUUGGUGAUUGCGAAGGACACAGCUGCUGCUAAUGUGGCUACGUCGGGCCUCAAUGGCUAUGGUAUUCCUUUCACCACCUUGCUCGUUCCCCAGUCCGGUGCUACCCUGCCCGAGCUGAACAGCACCUCCGGAGGAAACUUUGGCGGUAUCGUUGUUGCGAGCGAGGUCAGCUACGACUAUGGUGCCCAAGGCUUCCAGAGCGCUCUGACUACCGACCAAUGGAACCAACUCUAUGCCUAUCAGCUCGAGUACAGUGUACGCAUGGUGCAGUAUGAUGUCUAUCCGGGACCCAACUACGGUGCCUCUGCCGUGGGUGGGGGAUGCUGCGACUCCGGUGUGGAGCAGCUUGUUUCUUUCUCGGACGUCAGUGAUUUCAAGGAAGCCGGCCUGAAGACCGGUGCUGGUGUCAGUACGACAGGCCUCUGGCACUACCCAGCCACAGUUAAUGAUACUGCUACCACCAAGGAAAUUGCUCGUUUCGCCGCCAACGGUAACUACGGCAGCGAGACUACUGCUGCAGUCAUCAACAACUUCAAUGGCCGACAGCAAAUGGCUUUCUUCUUGUCCUUUGACACCACCUGGAGUGCAACUUCCAACUACUUGCAGCACGCAUGGAUCAACUGGCUCACUCGGGGUCUCUACGCUGGCCACCGUCGCGUCAACCUCAACACCCAGAUUGAUGACAUGUUCCUGGAAACCGAUAUCUACUUCCCCAAUGGAACGGCUUUCCGUAUUACCACCGCUGAUAUGGAUGGUAUCUCUAAGUGGCUUCCGACCAUCAACGCCAAGAUGAACGCUGGUAGCUCCUACUUUGUUGAGGUCGGACACAAUGGCAACGGUGUCAUCGAGGCCGCCACUGGCAAGGAUGCCGAUGUCUGCAACGGAGGCGGCAUUGAAUACGACUCUCCGCCUGAUACUCCUAUGGAGUUCAAGAAGCCUCUGGGCACUGGCACUGACCUUUGGCCCAAGGACCAGACCGAGUAUAACUGGACUACUGAAUGCACCAAGUUGGACGAUCUUUUCAUCUGGUGGACCACCCCUGCUAACCGCGACAAGUAUGGUCACAUCUCUCACACUUUUACUCAUGAGGAGCAGAACAAUGCCACCUACAACGACGUUAAGCGGGAGAUCUCUUUCAACCAGGCUUGGCUGAGACAGAGCGGUUUCUAUGAUGCCAAGUAUUUCACAUCCAACGGUAUCAUCCCUCCCGCCAUCACUGGGUUGCACAACGGCGAUGCCUUGCGGGCCUGGUACGAAAACGGCAUCACCAACUGUGUUGGUGAUAACACUCGCACACCGCUCCUCAACCAGCAGAACAGCAUGUGGCCAUACUUCACUACCUUCGCAUCGGAUGGAUUCGAUGGUAUGCAGGUGAACCCUCGUUGGGCCACUCGCAUCUACUACAACUGCGAUACCCCUGCCUGCACCGUUCAGGAAUGGAUUGACACAUCCGCCGGCAGCGGUGACUUCAGCAACCUGCUCGCGACCGAGAAGGCCGACACCAUGCGCCAUCUCUUCGGUCUUCAUCGCGAUCCUUACAUGUUCCAUCAGGCCAAUCUUCGCAAUGUUGGCGUUGACCCGGUUGAGAUCAACGGCGAAACUGGCCAAUGGUCCAUUAUGCAAGCGUGGGUGGAAACCAUGGUGCAGGAACUCGUGCGCCUGGUAGACUGGCCCAUUGUUACCAUCACGCACCAGGAGAUGUCGGCCAACUUCCUCGAGCGCUACAACCGUGACCAGUGCAACUACUCCCUGCAGUACACCAUCGGCAACAAGCAGAUUACUGGCGUGACUUUGACCGCCAAGGACAACACCUGCAAUGCCCCCAUCCCCGUCAGCUUCCCUGUCGCCCCCACCGACACCAAGGGCUUCACCACCGAACAAUACGGCAGUGACCCACUCACCGUCUGGGUGCAGCUGUCGGGAUCCCCCGUCACUUUCUCUCUCUCAACUCCUAUUCCCUUGUAAAUGGAUUGAACGAUAUUGAAUUAUGGAAGGGCUUUGAGAGGAUUCCCUGGACCAUAAUAUCUAAUGUUAUUAAUGGGUUUCGUGUAGCGAUUUCGAAUAGGGGGGAGAAAUGAAUGAAUAUCUGGUACAUAUAUACAUACAUAACUCUACAUGCAUAUCUACAUAGUACCUAGUACCUAAGUACACACGAUCCUUGAGAAGAAGCCUGCGUCGCAAUGAAAAUCGCGUAGAUCCUCCCGCCCGCAAAAAGCAAAGAUGCACACAGCCACCCACCAGCAACAACCCAAACGGGGAAUUUCCUCUCAACCAGGCACGGUUUGCAAGUUGCACACUGGACUGCCCCUCCCGGAAUCAUCCACCCACAUAUUCCAAGAUCAAUUGAUGUUCUUCUACAGAAACUCCCCACGCCCCUGACUCACAGCACUAACCCCCAACAUCCCACACUCCGCCCCCAAAUCCGAAGAUACACCGACAACAAGAAAAAGAAAAGGGAAAAAAAAAAAAAAUAUGAUAAAUCUACCUUCCCCAAUUAAUCAACGAAAUCAAUCCGCCACAUUGAAUGACCC